Messenger RNA from Zea mays, 2564 nucleotides. RefSeq lists its product as uncharacterized. The coding region runs from base 106 to 2280 and encodes 724 amino acids. Gene Ontology annotation, molecular function: FAD binding. The record is from RefSeq and is a predicted model, not a curated record. Lineage: Eukaryota; Viridiplantae; Streptophyta; Magnoliopsida; Poales; Poaceae. The transcript is spliced from 13 exons.
CGUAUUGACCCGGAAUAAAUCUCAGUCUAAAACCCACUCGCCACUCUUAUCCACAGGGCCGCGCAAGCGCUCUGGCUUCUUCCAGUCCAGUCCACCAUCCGCGCCAUGGCGAUGGCGUUCGCGGCUGCCUCCGCCUGGAGCCUCAGUCUUACAGCCUUCUCCCUCCCGCUGCCCCAGUCUCUGCGCCCGAAACCUAGCCAACUCCUCCAUGGCGCGACCAGCUCGUUCCCGCGGCCACGCCGAUGCGGGUGGGGCGCCGUGGUGCGCUGCGCGAAGCGCACGGGGAAGCAGCGGUACCCGUCGGAGAAGAAGCGGUUGAACAGGCGAAAACAGGAGUUGCUACGCCAGGCCGCCCCGGAGGAGGGGAGCAAGGGGCGGGAGUCCGGGUACUGGCGGCUCUCGAAGCUCGCUGUUCCCGCCCGCGACGACCCAGGCAAGGACUUCACCGGCAUCUCCCUGCCGCUACUCCAGGCCAUCGCCAAAGCCAUCAAGUUCCCGGUUCCUUCUAUGCUCCCUGACGAGGCUUUCACUGUCAUCCGCAAGUCAUUUGACGCACGAAAGGUUUUGAAAGAACCUCAAUUCACUUAUAUUGUUGAUAUGGAUGUUAAGAAGAUUCUUAAUAUUGAGCCAAGGGCAUGGGAUUUUAUUGCUCGGUUGGAGCCCAAACUUGGAGUUGUGGAAUACAUGACCGAAGAGAAGUUAGCAGUUGAUCUGGUCAGCAUGCUAAAUGUUAGUAGCAAAGGUUCCAAUAAUGUACUAGGAAUUAGAGACACUCAUAGUGGCAUGAUUUAUCGUCAACAAAAGAAGCCCAGAGUGGCAGUUAUAGGAAGUGGACCAUCUGGCUUGUUUGCUUCCCUUGUGCUAGGUGAACUUGGUGCAGAAGUUACCUUAUUGGAGCGUGGUCAGCCUGUUGAACAGAGAGGUCGUGACAUUGGUGCACUAGCAGUUAGACGAAUUCUACAACCAGAGAGCAACUUUUGCUUUGGCGAGGGUGGUGCAGGUACGUGGAGUGAUGGGAAGCUGAUGACCAGGAUAGGAAAAAACACUGAUGGUGUUCAGGCUGUUAUGAAAACAUUUGUUCACUUUGGAGCCCCUCCAAACAUUUUAGUUGAUGGGAAACCACACUUGGGUACUGAUAAACUUGUUCCACUGCUGCGAAAAUUCAGGCAUCACUUAAGAGAGUUGGGUGUUACCAUAAGAUUUAAUGCUAGAGUAGAUGACCUUAUAGUAGAAGAUGGGCAGGUAAAAGGAAUUGUGGUCUCUGAUGUGGAACUACAGCCAGGUCCUGCCAGCCAGAAACUAGCAUUUGACGCAGUUGUAAUGGCAGUUGGUCAUUCAGCUCGUGACACAUACAGUAUGCUUUGGCAGCAUAAUGUAGACAUGAGCCCAAAAAGUUUUGCUGUUGGCUUAAGAAUUGAGCAUCCCCAAGAAUUGAUAAACAGUAUCCAAUACUCUGAACUGGCAGCUGAAGUACAAAGAGGACGUGGACGGAUUCCUGUGGCAGAUUACAAAAUAGUGAAGUCUGUUGGUGAAAGAGACGCAGAGAAUGAACUUGACAUAGCUGAGCCAACUCGCAGUUGCUACUCGUUUUGUAUGUGCCCUGGUGGACAGGUUGUUCUAACCAGCACAAACCCAUCAGAAUUGUGCAUCAAUGGCAUGUCGUUCUCACGGCGUGCAUCAAAGUGGGCAAACUCAGCUCUUGUAGUCACUGUAUCAUCCCAUGAUUUCAAGCCAUUUCAAUCCCAUGGUCCUCUUGCUGGCGUUGAAUUCCAGAGACAAUUUGAAAGAAGAGCAGCUAUGAUGGGUGGAGGGAAUUUCGUUGUUCCUGCACAGUGUGUCACCGAUUUUAUCAGCAACAGACUGUCAGUUACAACACUGCCACCAUCAAGCUAUAGAUUAGGAGUUCGUCCAUCUAAUCUUCAUGAGCUAUUCCCUCCUUACAUAACUGAAGCUUUACAAGAGUCACUAAUAAUGAUUGAUAGAGAGAUGCCAGGCUUUGUUUCUAGCAAGGCCCUACUUCAUGGUGUGGAGGUCUGUUUCCAGACCAGGACAAGUUCUCCCUUACAAAUUUCACGACAUGGAGAAACAUACGAAAGUACAUCACUGCGAGGAUUAUAUCCAACUGGGGAAGGUGCUGGCUAUGCUGGGGGCAUCUUAAGUGCUGCUGUGGAUGGUAUGUAUUGUGGUUUUGCUUUAGCUAAACAACUUUCUUUAUUCCAUGGCGAUAUAGAGCCAUUUCUAGGCAAAACACAAAAACAAACAGGUUUUAUAAAGUAUUGAAUGGACUAGUGCUUGGUAUUUUGUUGUUCCAAUUUUUUGGGGGAAAAGAUCGAUGUCAUUAUAGCUUUAACCAUAGGAUAUUUUUGUCAUGUUUAGAGCAGCUGUGAUUGCCUUACUAAAUUCAUCAGCUAAUUUGUGCACGGUUGAUGUAGAAGGGUAGAGCAAGGCAUUGAUGUUGUAGGAGAGGUUCUGGUAUAGGUAUAGCUAUGUAACAAAUAAUUUAUAACUUCCUAUGUGAUGCCACCUUAAUUUUGUCAAGAUAAUUCACCAAGCAUAAUACCAUA